UCAACCUCCACGUCAGCCUAGUACACCUUGACAACGACCAUGUCUGCCUAUCCCGCAUAUAUAAUGGGUGGCCUCUGUCUCAUCGGAGGCUUGACCGGCUUCGCGAGGACGCGUAGUAUGCCCUCUCUGGUCGCAGGUGUCGGUGUUGGCUUGCUUUACCUGUGGAGCGCGAACAGCAUCCGCAACGGAACGGCUAACGGUCUGGAAGGCGCUCUCGGCGCAUCGGCUCUCCUCCUCCUUUCUUCUCUCCCUCGUGUGGCAAAAGGUCCGGUCCCCGCGGUACUGACUGUGACCUCUGCCGCGUCCACGCUUUACUACGGCAGGACUGUCCUAGCGCUUCGGCAGUAAGUCGCACAUGCCCCGAAGCUUAUGUGGACCACGUUGCUUGUAUCUCAGAAACAUGUAGUUAUGUGUAUGAAUAUGCGAGGAUCCUUUUCG
Molecule: messenger RNA, 438 nt
Organism: Phanerochaete carnosa HHB-10118-sp
Lineage: Eukaryota; Fungi; Basidiomycota; Agaricomycetes; Polyporales; Phanerochaetaceae
Exons: 4
Coding region: 40-348 (102 amino acids)
Cellular component (GO): membrane
Source: RefSeq, a predicted model, not a curated record